This is a messenger RNA of Cantharellus anzutake, 936 nucleotides long. RefSeq lists its product as uncharacterized. Gene Ontology annotation, cellular component: plasma membrane. Gene Ontology annotation, biological process: adenylate cyclase-activating G protein-coupled receptor signaling pathway. The record is from RefSeq and is a predicted model, not a curated record. Gene Ontology annotation, molecular function: G protein-coupled receptor activity. NCBI's taxonomy places the organism in Eukaryota, Fungi, Basidiomycota, Agaricomycetes, Cantharellales, Hydnaceae. Bases 1 to 936 code for a protein of 311 amino acids. The transcript has 5 exons.
AUGUCCAUCAGAUGGGUGGUUGCAGGUGAAGUGAUCGAGGGCCCAUAUUGUACGGGACAGGCCGCUUUACUUCAGAUCGGGAAUAACGGUGUCUCAUGGUUCACCACGGCAAUUGCGGUAUUGACUUACCUUCAGGUGGCUCACUCAAACCCGUUAAGCAAAAGAGGAGCAAAGAUUUUUGCAGCGGGAUCUAUUUGCUUUACAACCGUAUUCACCCUGUUGGUCAUUGCGAUUCCUGCUUCGAUGGUUUCUCCAUAUUAUGGCAACGCUGGGUUGUGGUGCUGGCUCCCUGGCACAAAUCCUAGCCGUCAGAGGCUACGGUUCGCUUCUCAAUAUGUGUGGAACUGGCUUGCGAUAUUGGUAUCAAUUGCCAUGUAUGGCACGGUGGCAUACAAGUGGUUGUUUCGAGGCCCUUUUCGUACCAACUGUGACAUUAAACGGGCCGCGAUUGCCAUGGGAUGGUACCCUAUUACUUAUCUUAUCGUCACCGCGCCUUCAUCCUCGAUUCGUUUCCGUCAGUUCCAUGGGUAUAAACCAAACACUGCCCAGCGGAUCUUCCCCUUUGUCCUUGCUGUCUCACACGGAGCCAUCAACGUCAUUCUAUGGUUUAUGACUGGCAGACGUUUCGGAUUCUCACCCAAAAAGAACAAUGUUUCUCCUGACUCGGAGAUUCUUUCCUUUAAAGAUGUUGAAACCUCGACCUCACAAGCAACUCCUACGGAUGGUGAUGGGGUUCGACACUCAGCCGUAACCAUUCCAAUUCCCCCACCAACGUGGACGCCUGAACGCCCUAAUGGCAGCGUUCCCUCAGUGACUCAAGUUUCCUCGCCUCCCGGCCUCAGCGGAAACGACAUUCACAUGUAUCCAUGCUCUCUUUCUCCCAUCCCUGGUUCACCGAACAGCGACCAAACGAUUGUUAUAAGCAAUAUAGAUUAA